Molecule: messenger RNA, 707 nt
Organism: Harmonia axyridis
Lineage: Eukaryota; Metazoa; Arthropoda; Insecta; Coleoptera; Coccinellidae
Exons: 4
Coding region: 102-512 (136 amino acids)
Cellular component (GO): membrane
Source: RefSeq, a predicted model, not a curated record
GCAUGUACCUGUCAUGAGCAAUCAUGAGAUAAGAUUACAAUUGAUAUUACUUGCGACUGUGAACGUGUAACAUCAUUUCUACUUACUUCUUCCUUCUUAAAAUGGCGAUCAGAAUAGAAUUCUUCAGAUCAGUACCUGGGACAUUGAAGAUUCUGGAAAUUGUAUUCAGUUUGAUUAGUCUCGUAUUAUACCUAAUAGACAAUGAUUAUUUUGCUGUUCGUUCAGAAUUCUUCAUGGGAGUCAUCGUUGCUAUGGUAGUUGCCAUUGUAAUAUUAAUGCUCUACCUCAUUGGUAUUUCUGAAGCGCUAGGUCCAUUCAUGGGGUUGCAAACCUACUUCCAUUUGAUUUGGAUGUUCUACAUGACAGGAAUAUCGUCCAUUGUAUUGAAUGGAGCUAAUUCCAAUUUCGAAGCAGUAUGUGCUGGUGUCUUUGGUUUGAUACUUGCAGUGACGUACUUGAUCGAUGCACUACAUGGAUUCAGAUCGAGCCCUCCGAUGCCUUUUUCUCUCUAGUUCUAAAAUAAGCCAAGGAUACUAGUCGACACAUCUCAUUUUAACAUAAGAAUACCUAGUUUAGAGUUCGGACAAUUCUCCAAAUUGAAAGACCGCUUCUGAGUUUCUUAUACUCGGAAUUCUAUACUCAUCAAAACUUGAUUCAAAUUCUUGAAUAUAUACAUCUAUAUGAUCGAAAUAAAUCAUAUAAAUCAU